Molecule: messenger RNA, 3288 nt
Organism: Anopheles coluzzii
Lineage: Eukaryota; Metazoa; Arthropoda; Insecta; Diptera; Culicidae
Product: modifier of mdg4-like
Exons: 6
Coding region: 263-1783 (506 amino acids)
Biological process (GO): regulation of transcription by RNA polymerase II
Cellular component (GO): nucleus
Molecular function (GO): protein binding
Source: RefSeq, a predicted model, not a curated record
GUCAUGAUCUUUUUAAUAUAUCUUGGUACAAACCAAAUCAAGAAGUAAAUAUCAUUUUAGAAAAUACGCUUCAGUGGAAAAAAUAAUAUUUAGCGUCCAGCAACCAAACCGCGGUAAAACUUGUGCUUUUGCUGGCAAAUUAUUGAUAAUUUCUUCUCUUGAUCACGAGUUCAUUAUAGGAUUCACUAUCCAGUAAAAGCUUCGAAUGAAAUUAGAUGUGAAUGAGCAACGUUACACUAAGCACGGCUAAAGUGUAUCAAUCAUGAAUCCACAGCAGUUUUCGUUGCGUUGGAACAAUUACACUUCUUAUAUAGCUGGAGCAUUCGAUUCACUUCGUUAUGAAGAAGAUUUUGUUGAUGUGACAUUGUGUUGCGAAGGGCGAAAGAUACGAGCUCAUAAAAUACUUCUCUCAGCAUGCAGUCCAUAUUUUAAGGAUGUUUUCAAAGAGAAUCCCUGCCAGCAUCCAGUUAUAAUUUUCAAAAAUGUGCGUUACACCGAUCUUAUGUCCCUAGUUGAGUUUAUGUAUCAGGGUGAAGUGAGCGUGCCGCAGGAACAACUACCUUCCUUUCUUCACACAGCCGAAAUUUUGGCAAUAAGAGGACUCACCGACAACACAAGUGAUUCGCGCCAACCGGCAAGCACAACUACAUCAGCCAUCGCUCAACAACUCAUACAAAGUCAAGCGGUAUUGGAAAAACCAGCUACAAUUACCACUACUGACUCUCUGUAUCUUACAUUGCCAUCAAAUUCUACUAUAGUCCAUCAACCAAAGCUUGUACAAGCGCAGAUUCAGACAACUCCUAUCAUAACUAAGCCACUGAUCAAAAAUACACCUACCGAAAUGCCCUCCUUGGCUGCCUCAUCAACACUUGCAGUGCCAAUUGCUCAACAACAACAACCAGCUAUCGCCAAAAUACAGGUGCAAGCAUCGUCCCAGUCACAACAGCCACAACAGGUACAAGUACAAGUACAACAAGUACAACAGACCCAAACACAUCAAACACAGCAAGCGACAACUUCCCAGACUCAAUCGCAAUCCCAACAAGCUACUACUCUACAAGAAGUCGUUGAAAACGUAGUUCUCCCUAGAAAGAAGAAAGUAAAAGGUCAACAGAUAAUUGCAUCACAGUCAAACACAUCUAUACCUUCUGGUUCUACGGUAACAGUUACUACAACGACGACAGGGCAAUCUGGUGACAAUGAAAUGUAUGAGACAGAUACCUAUACUAUCACGACGAAGGAUGCACGAGAAGAUCACGAACAGGCCGAACAGUACGUAGAAAGUGGACAAUCUUCUGGCACUACGUUAAAGAUGGAAAUUCCGGAGUUUAUCAGCGUUGGAGAGCCGAUAAAUACUGGUAACGGCACAAAUAAUACAUACCUCCAAGAAAGCUACGAACUUGUCUCAGAAAAUAUGGAAGAUAAGGACGAGGAGGAAGAUAUGGCGCAGGAUAAUAUUGAGAUAGAAGGAUCUGAAGUGGAUAUGAGUCGUCUUUUCCAGGGAUCAACUGAUGAGCAGACGAAAUCUAACAUUUUACAAGAUAUUGUUAGCGAAAACAAAUGGUCGAGAUGUAAAAUUUGUCGAUUGGUAAUCACUGCAAGCAAUCUUUGGCGUCAUGUGCGCACUCAGCAUAGCCGCCUCGAACCAAAAAGAUGUGAACACUGCAAGAAACAAUUUAAGAACAAAUAUAGCUUACGUGAACAUGUAAGAAUUACUCACGAGUCGAAACAACCUCGGGAGGAGAACAUAAAGCAACAUAAUAUAGACCAGACAACUCCAUAGAGUUAACAAAAUAUAUUUCCUAACGGUUUUGAUACUUGUUUAAUUUAUCAAAUAUCUGAUAAUUAGGAAUAUCUGGUGUGGUGCCUAAAGCUCCUUCUGUAGCAUUUCAAUUUCAAUUACCAACAUUGCUAUGUAUAUUAUAUUACUGUUACUUAUAUUACUGAUACUGGGGCCCUUCACGAUUUUAGUCAGUUUUUUGUAUGGAGUUUGACAGUUGGAGGCUGAAAUUAUGUAAACACUCCAUACAAAACCACAAAAAAACUAGCCUGCAAUUUUCAGUCUAGAUUAUUCUAGCCUCAAAGCUAGAAUUAGAUUCGAGUACCUGCUCGAAAAAUGGCAUAACAAGGUAGUGUUUACAUUUAUCCCAAGGUGCAUUAAAGAGAUCUUGUGAUGGAAUCCAGAAUCAAAGUGUAUGUAGUCCAGGAGGUCUUUUUAUAACCAAAUUUGAAUAUCACUUUUUGAAAGGAUAGGUGAAAAUUUUUGUUUAAACAUGCUCUCUGGAGGCUUGACGAAUACUCAAAACACUCUUAAAAUCUUCAUUCAGAAGCAGAAGCGAUAAAAAUCAACCUUCUAAAAUCAUACACCUUGGGAUAAGCCCACCUGUAUAUUAUACCCACUUAGAUAGUUGCUCGGAGCCGGUCUCGUAGUACAGUCGUCAACUCGUACGACUUAACAACAUGCCCGUCAUGGGUUCAAUCCCCAAAUAGACCGCGCCGCCAUACGUAGGACUGACUAUCCUGCUAUGGGGGGGAAUCAAUUAGUCACUGAAAGCCAAAGCCCACAAGUGGGUACAGGCAGGCCUUGACCGACAUCGGUUGUUGAGCCAAAGAAGAAGAAGAAGAAGAUAGUUGCUCGAAAACUGCUAUACAUUGCAAACAGCUGACAGGCUGAAAUUUCAGCCUACAAACUUAAAACGGAAAGGCCCCCACUGUUAAUCUUAGCCCAGCUAAGCCCAGCUUAGCACAGAUGCGCUACCGAUUUUAAGGCUUACAAUAUCAAUCUGUUUGCUUGCGAUAUUGCUUUCAUUUGCUUUCAAAAAGACAAAAAACUAGUUGAUCAAUAUUGAUUUAAAUGCUCUGAAGGGUUAGUUAGUACAACAAGCUGGCGUCAAAAUAAAAAUAAACUCUUUGUAUGAAACUGUUUGAGGCGUAUUUUAUGGCCUUCCUUCUAUUGUAAUAUAUUUUAAAAACCAAUUAAAAGAGUCUGUCCGGCAAUGUAUUUAUAAAUUAUUUAAGGUAACAGAUUGAAACUCCACGCUCAAAUACACUAGAUCAUCGCUAAAAUGAAAAAAAGAGAGUUAUAUAAUGAUUAGAUCAAAUUAGUUGGAUCCCCUCUGCCAAUCACUACAUCCAGUACACUUUGAUUUCUGCUCGUCCAUUGUGUUUAUUGUCGAAAAAUGUUAAAUUGAAAUGCUUAAGCUUAGGCGGCGCUCUGGCAGUCAUUGACUAAAACAACGACACUGUUCCAUAGGUGCACUUUUAUCUGUUUCACGUCUUACCUGUCAU